Molecule: messenger RNA, 1139 nt
Organism: Boleophthalmus pectinirostris (great blue-spotted mudskipper)
Lineage: Eukaryota; Metazoa; Chordata; Actinopteri; Gobiiformes; Gobiidae
Product: transmembrane protein 255B
Exons: 9
Coding region: 1-957 (318 amino acids)
Source: RefSeq, a predicted model, not a curated record
AUGGUGACUGCAACAAUACCAGCGACAGGGAGCACAGACACAGACAAACUGAUUCUAAGAGGCUAUGCAACAGACCUAAUGGUGAGACUUAAGCGAGCUCUGUGGUUGCUACUGAGCAUGCUCAGUUUGUCUCUGCUCCUUGUGGCAGUGGGAAUUUAUACAACCACCCUGACAAAGACAGUGAGUGUUUCUGGCUACACUUCUGGGAUUAUUCUGACCCUGGGAUCCUUCCUGGGGCUCUUGGGACUUGGCCUGGAGGAAAACCGUAGGCAUCUGAUAACAGCUGCCAUAGCUUUUCUCAGUUUUGGAAUCAUUACAUCCGUCUUGUGCCUGAUGAUAGAUGGAGCAGUCAUUGGUUUUAACAUGGAUAUGCGUCCGCUGAGAGCAGGAAGGUGUCAGUAUUAUAGCAGUGGAAAUGGUUAUCUCUAUGAAAACUAUUAUGCCACAGUUUCAUGUUGGACUUUAGAGGAAACAUGUAACAUAACUGUCCGAAGCGGGACCUGCUAUUGCUGUGACCUGUAUAACUGUGCAAAUGGAGGGUACCUGAACGACUACUAUGAGUUUGUGGGAGUCCAAAGCUGCCGUGACGUUUUUAUUUUGUACUUUCUCAUCUGGAGUCUGACGGGCCUUAACCUGGUGGUCUUCACGGGCAUCCUUACCGCUGCAGUUUUGGGCAGCAUCAAGAACGUGAGGGGUCCUGGCCUGGGUUUUGAGCCCACCGGGAGAGGGCUGUCCUCUCCCUCUGCUCCUCUGCUGAUGGAUGCCAGCGCUCACUCCGCCCACUUUGUCCCUCAGCUGCACCCGGGAGCAUCUACGUAUAUCCCCUCUUCGUCCUCGCCACCAGCAGCAGCGUCAGUGCCACGUGUCCGGAGUGUGUCUCAGAGAUUUCCAAUGGCGAUGUCUCACGCCACAGAUUUGAACUCUUUCCACUUUGCCCCUCUGUCCUACCAAGCCUGAGACCACACAAAUAUUAUGUUCUGUGGUUCACUGUGUGUAUCAUUCACCAUUUACAGAUAAAUCAUACACUAAAUAACACUAUAUUAUGUUUAUUAAUGUUUUUAUUUGUGGGCACUGGUGUGUUGCCUUUAUUUAUGCACAGAAAAUAAAGUGUAUUAAAGUGUAAUAAAGUGUAAAAUAAG